Echinops telfairi (small Madagascar hedgehog) is the source of this 653-nucleotide messenger RNA. RefSeq names its product marginal zone B and B1 cell specific protein (gene MZB1). Gene Ontology annotation, cellular component: extracellular region; endoplasmic reticulum chaperone complex. Gene Ontology annotation, biological process: regulation of B cell proliferation. NCBI's taxonomy places the organism in Eukaryota, Metazoa, Chordata, Mammalia, Afrosoricida, Tenrecidae. The coding region runs from base 10 to 582 and encodes 190 amino acids. The transcript has 4 exons. The record is from RefSeq and is a predicted model, not a curated record.
CCAGGGGCCAUGCAGCUGUCACAGGCAUUGCUACUAUUGCUGCUGGGGGCCUGGGCCAUCCCAGGGAGCCUUGGGGACCAGGCUGUGCUCACAGCCACUGCACCACAGAUGGAUGAUGAGGAGAAGUACUCCGUUCAUAUGCCUGUUCACCUCCGCUGCGACGCCUGCAGGGCUGUGGCCUACCAGAUGUGGAAGCAUCUGGCAGAGGCAGAUGCCAAGCUUCAUACCUCAGAGCCCAGGGGACAGCGAGAGCUGAGCGAGUCAGUGUACACAGACGUUCUGGAUCGCACUUGCUCCCAGAGCUGGCAGGGCUAUGGGGUCCAGGAAGUGAACCACGAGAAGCACUUCAUAGGCCCAGGGCUAAGCGAGGGACCCAAGUCACUCAUCAGCAUGAUGGUCACAGGAGGCCCCUGGCCCACCAGGCUCACCAAGACAUGUUUGCAAUACCUGGGGGAGCAUGGGGAAGACCGGCUCUAUGAGACGCACUGCCAAGGCGGCCGGGAGGCCCUGGAGGCCGUGCUGUGUGGGGGCUCCCGGGGCGCUUGCUGGGAGAAGCCAGCAGUCACAGAGAAAGAGCUGUAGUCGGACAGCGCCUUCCUGGAUCCUCGGCUGGAGGCUGAGGCUUCCCUCUGGAUGGCCCCCUUUCUUCUGCA